Messenger RNA from Nanorana parkeri, 887 nucleotides. RefSeq names its product chymotrypsin-like elastase family member 1. The record is from RefSeq and is a predicted model, not a curated record. Gene Ontology annotation, biological process: proteolysis. The transcript is spliced from 8 exons. NCBI's taxonomy places the organism in Eukaryota, Metazoa, Chordata, Amphibia, Anura, Dicroglossidae. Gene Ontology annotation, molecular function: serine-type endopeptidase activity. Bases 1 to 807 code for a protein of 268 amino acids.
AUGCUUCGUCUGCUAGUGAUUGCUGCGCUUGUCCUGUCUGGUUAUUGCCAUGAGGAAGUAAGAGUUGCCAAUGACAACGGACGUGUUGUAGGAGGAACUGAUGCUAAAAAAAAUAGUUGGCCAUGGCAGGUUAGUCUACAAUACCUCUCUGGUGGUUACUGGUACCACACCUGUGGGGGCUCCCUGAUCCGUACCAACUGGGUGCUGACUGCUGCUCACUGUGUAGACAGUCCAGCUACCUACCGUGUUUCACUGGGAGAUCACAACAUCUACCAGAAUGAUGGCACUGAGCAGGUUAUCUCUGUGAGUAAAGUUAUCUAUCACUCUAGAUGGAACUCAAACAAUCUGGCUAAUGGUUUUGACAUUGCUGUCCUUCGGCUGGCCACUGACGCUAACCUGAACACCGCUGUACAGCUUGCUCAGCUUCCCAAUGAUGGAGUCGUCCUGGCCAACAACCAUCCUUGUAUUGUUUCAGGAUGGGGUUACACUGACACAAAUGGAUCAGUGUCUGCAGUCCUUCAGGAGGCUCCUCUGCCUGUGGUAUCACAUGACAUCUGCUCCACCAACUCUUAUUGGGGAAGAACUGUUAAGACCACAAUGGUGUGCGGUGGAGGAAACGGAAUCCACUCUGGAUGCUUUGGUGACUCUGGUGGCCCUCUCAACUGUCCUGUCGGCAAUGGCUAUGAAGUUCAUGGUGUGACUAGCUUCGUGUCCUCCCUGGGAUGCAAUGCCUAUCUCAAGCCAACAGUAUUCACCAGAGUGUCUUCUUACAUCGGAUGGAUCAAUGAUGCCAUUAAUGCCAACUAAGCAGUAGCAGAAAUAUACUAAGGAAGUGAAUCUGAUGUUCCAAUACAGAUUGAAGAACAUUGCUGGGAUCUGUCUUAAUA